Messenger RNA from Pseudovirgaria hyperparasitica, 1189 nucleotides. RefSeq lists its product as uncharacterized. Bases 110 to 1027 code for a protein of 305 amino acids. The record is from RefSeq and is a predicted model, not a curated record. The transcript is spliced from 4 exons. Lineage: Eukaryota; Fungi; Ascomycota; Dothideomycetes; Acrospermales; Acrospermaceae.
CUACCAGGUUCUCACAACGCAAUUUGCUCACCGAGCGAUCCAACGCUGCAUCUUCACACUUCUACUUGAUUAACCACGAGACCGAUACACGGCUAUUGGCUUCUAGAAGAUGCCUUUUCUCAGUCUCCUCUUCGCCUGCUUUCACGACACUGACCCCCCUGGCGCCACAAUCGUUAAUUCGGAUUCUCGCAAAGACUCUGUCUUUUCACAGCAAAACAACGCCAUACUUUGCCCGAGACCAACUCUGGCCGCUCCACAAAAUGUCCAGCCGGUGAAUGUACCUCCACUUCCUCCUUUCGUCUUCCCAGUAGGCAGAGAUUCAACUGAAACUCAAGUCAAGACGAACGGUCUCUCCAAUCGUGGCCCUUUUGCCAACCCUGACACAAGUAAUCUAGCCAACUGCAAUGGUGAUGUUGGGCCUGUCAACACCCGCCUCAUCGACAGGAAUCAAUUUGACCAUGACUACGCACGUAAGCAGCAAUUUCGUGAGGAGGGACUGCUUUCUAAAUCGGGACACGAACCUCGUAUGUUGAGCGAGCAAGAUCAGAAGGACACCAAACGCAACAAGACUGUGAAAUCAAAGGCUCAAGAGCAUGUUGGCCGUCUUCGUGCAGCCGGGCUACUUCCUCCAAUUGGUGUCUAUGGAGCGAAGACCAGACUCGACACCCCCAACGUUGCAGACGAUGGGUAUGGCAAUAAAGCCUCUCCCACGAGAAAUUCAGUCGGACACGGUACCUCCGCAAGCACCGCUCGUAGGUAUGCUGCAGGCAAACAAGCCGCCCUCGACAACAUCAACCAGAACCUCUUCAAGCAGGGCCUGCUCUCUUCAAAAUCAGCUCUGAACAUCGCGUCUGACUAUUCAGCCGUCACCGACACACCCCUGAUCAUCAACCCUGACAGCACAGCUUCCAAAGCCGCACGCAAUAAAGCUAAAGACAAGGACACUAGCGAAAAAACGGUUCAGCAGCUCCGCAACGUCGGCAUUCUUGCACCCAAGAAGAAUACCAUCGCAACAGGCCUGCGGUAGACUUCCGGUCCUGCUCACACAUGUGCAGGAUGAAGAGGACGGACACGCCACAACCAACGGGUCAGCAGAUAUGCAUGUGAAAAUAGACGUUGUAGUUUGGACAGGAGCGUUAAGGCAUCACAUAGAAUCCUGUAGAUGCACAAAAUGAACGUUUAAUAGGGG